Messenger RNA from Arachis stenosperma, 863 nucleotides. Its product is annotated as glutaredoxin-C4. Gene Ontology annotation, molecular function: glutathione disulfide oxidoreductase activity. Gene Ontology annotation, biological process: cellular response to oxidative stress. The transcript has 4 exons. Gene Ontology annotation, cellular component: cytoplasm. Lineage: Eukaryota; Viridiplantae; Streptophyta; Magnoliopsida; Fabales; Fabaceae. The coding region runs from base 143 to 550 and encodes 135 amino acids. The record is from RefSeq and is a predicted model, not a curated record.
UAACCUGCUAACCAUUCAAAAUCAGAAGCAACAGAAACAUCCAGAAUCUAUAUACAAGUCUCGUUCAAUUGUUUGUCAUUCGCAUUUCACAACUUUAUAACCGAGUGGCUUUGUGGGGGAGGUAGGUGAGCACAAAAGAGUGAUGGCGGCAUCUGCGAGAUUCACGGCGGCAAUGGUAGUGCUAGCUCUAGGAACUUCUCUCUUCCAUUGCACCGAAGCUUCAGCUCCUUCUGUGGGUGAGUUCGUCCACACCACCAUCAAUUCUCACACUGUCGUUAUCUUCUCCAAGUCCUAUUGCCCGUACUGCAGAAGAGCAAAGUCUGUUUUUAAAGAGUUGAACCAGGACGCACAUGUUGUUGAGCUUGAUGAGAGAGAUGAUGGCUCAAAGAUUCAGGAUAUCUUGAAUAAUAUCGUUGGAAGGCGAACUGUCCCACAAGUUUUCAUCAACGGAAAGCACCUUGGCGGCUCAGAUGAUACUGUCGAAGCUUAUGAGAGUGGCCGUCUGGCUAAGCUUCUUGGAAUUGAGACGAAGGGUCACGAUGAUCUCUGAAUCUGAUUAUGUGUAAGGGGAAACUCUGUUGAGAAGCACAAAUUGCAUCAUGUGACCAAAUAUGGAUUGGAAUAUUUAGAGUUUAGACAGAUGAGCAUGAUGAGAUUACAUUUUGGAAUGAGUUAAAAAGUUGAGUUAUAUCUGUGAUGGAUAGUUUUCAAAUCCUCUUAUGUAUGGAGUGUACGUUUUAACUUCAGGCAAGUUAUAUUUUCAUAUUUAUACUUGGAAAAAUGAUCAGUUCUACCCAAGAAUAUUGUAAGCGCUGAAAAAACUAUCCAGAAAAAAACAAAGCUAAACUUAUAUUCAUGAAAGA